GCCCAUGAAACUUUAAAGUCUCCGGAAACUAGGAAGCGUGCGGAGUUUGCGGGUCACCUUAAGAAGAUGCCACGCCGCAGAAGUCCGACAACGCCGUGCAUCGUCCGGGAGACUGUUAGCGCCUAUAAUAAAAACGGGCAAAAUCCCCAUCGUUUAGAUCUCCAGAACGAGUGCACGGUCCAGGCUCUUGUGCAGUCCAGAUGGAUGGAUGCGAGAGCGCAGUGUGAUCCGUGUAUAGUGGAGCUCCGGCUUCCUGGGAUAAGUGGCUACAUCGACCACGAUCCGGGCGCCAUAGACAGGGCUCAGAGGAGGCGUCGCUUGGCCGCCAAUGCCAGGGAGAGGAGGAGGAUGCUUGGGCUUAAUGUGGCGUUUGACCGAUUGAGGAGCGUCAUCCCGACCCUGGAGAGCGAGAAGAAGCUGUCGAAGUCAGAGACGCUGCAAAUGGCGCAAAUCUACAUCUCCACCCUCAGCGAGCUCUUACAGGACAGGGGCUGCGGCCCAGACAUCAAUCAGCAGAGAGCCAGGAAAAGUGCGUUUUCCGAAGACCUGCGUGGGAAACACCCGGAAAAGGAGGUGAAUGUGGAGGUGCCAGGAACGUUUAAUAGUGGCAAGACCGACAGCGUUACGGACAGGACGGAGCAGCCGAGCGGCGAUCUCCUGAAAACGGAGUUAAAAGACUUAAUAAGCCUCUGGGAAAGACCCAGCGGCACCAAAUGAGAAAAGACACGCCGGUAUUUCACUUUUGGAAGUGAAGCCUUUGUAUAUAUACACACACACACACACGUGUUUGAAAUUCUUGAGAUUUUUUAAAUUGCCAUUUUUAUAUAACAUAGUGAAUCAAAUGUAGUGAUUGACAAUGUAUUUAAUAAAACAUACUGCGGUCCUCUGCUGG
This is a messenger RNA of Brienomyrus brachyistius, 892 nucleotides long. It is a transcript of the gene atoh1c, whose product is annotated as atonal bHLH transcription factor 1c. Gene Ontology annotation, molecular function: protein dimerization activity. Lineage: Eukaryota; Metazoa; Chordata; Actinopteri; Osteoglossiformes; Mormyridae. The record is from RefSeq and is a predicted model, not a curated record. The coding region runs from base 67 to 717 and encodes 216 amino acids. The transcript has a single exon.